GCUUAUCACUCAUUUAUUCCAAAAAUAUUUACUGGAUGACUGUUGUGUGCCAGGCACUGCUCUAGGAGCUUGGGAAUGUGGGAUGAACAACACAGAUAAGGAUUUUACUUUCAUGGAAUUUAUGUUCCAGGGAGGAGAAUAGACAAUAAACAAGAGAGAUGUAGGAGAAUGUGAGUGCCAAGCAGAGAAUUAAAGUGAGAUAUGCUACAUAAAGACUUCUUAUGAUUGGGUGAUCCAAGGAGGCUUCUUUAAGAAAUUGAUAUUUAAGAUGAAUUCGGAUAGGUGAUGAAGGAGUGAGCAUUAUGAGGUGGGCUAGAUAGAGUGCAGAAAUACAAGGGGUAGAAAAUUUUUUUGCAAAAGCCUCCAGGAAAGAAAAAGAAAGAAAGAAAGAAAGAAAGAAAGAAAGAAAGAAAGAAAGAAAGAAAGGAAAGGAGAAGAGAAAAGAGAAGAGAAGAGAAGAGAAGAGAAGAGAAGAGAAGAGAAGAGAAGAGAAGAGUUGAGUUUGAAAUCUUUGAGAAACAAAAAAAGCAAAGCACAGUAGGGAAGGGGUGGAAGAGAAAUGAGAUUGGGAGGAGUUAGGGACAGCCCCUGGUUCUGUGGUUCUUAGCUCCAGGCUUCAUGUUAGCAGUGUCUGCAGGAACUUAAAAAUUUACCUGGAUCUCACCCAAGACAAAUUAAAUUGGAGUCUCUUUUGUUGCUGCUAUUUUGUUUUAUUUUGUUCCCAAGGGAAUUCUAAUCUGCUCUGCAGCCAGCAUGGUAAUUCAGGCUUUUGAAAAGCAGAGAGACUCCUUGAGCCAAGGGGAAUAUUGGAAUUGGAUUUUUAAGGAAAAUUGAGAAAUAAACUAUUUGGUAAGAGGCCCAUCACCAGGGUAAUGGAAGAGGAGCCCUCUCUGGUGCAUAAGACAUAGCAGGUCCCUUGUUGUGGUCAGCUGCGCAUCUGGAAGGUGAUGAUGGGAAUGAAUGGGAAAGCUUGGAGUUUUCACUGCACUUGCUGCUGCCUGGAAGAUCAUCCUUUAGAAGUAGGCAAACUGCUCCACGUGGUGGUAGACUUCCAGGGACCAGACACACUGUAGAAAGAAAUGAAUGAAAGUGGCUUUGGGGGCCCUGAACACAUGCUGCCUGUGGUCUAGUCCAGGGAAGCCCUCCCGAGGGGCCCUGGCAUUCUGGAAUGUCACCAGGUCUGGACGCAUGGCUGAUUCCUGAGUGACGAUGGUUCGCCGGGGGCUGCUUGCGUGGAUCUCGCGGGUGGCAGUUUUGCUCGUGCUGCUCUGCUGUGCUGUGUCUGUCCUCUACAUGUUGGCCUGCACCCCGCGAGGGGACGAGGAGCAGUGGGGGCUGCCCAGGGCCAAUGGCCCCACGGGGAAGGAGGGCUAUCAGGCCGCACUGCAGGAGUGGGAGGAGCAGCAUCGUGACUACAUCAGCAGCCUCAAGCGGCAGAUUGCACAGCUCAAGGAGGAGCUGCAGGAGCGCAGCGAGCGGCUCCGGAGUGCCCAGCAUCGCCCCAGCGACGCUGCCGGCCUGGGCUCCGAACCGGGGCCCCCAGAGAAGCCCCCAGCGGACCUGCUGGCCUUCCUGCGCUCCCAGGUGGACAAGGCCGAGGUGCACACAGGCGUCAAGCUGGCCACGGAGUAUGCCGCAGUGCCCUUUGACAGUUUCACGCUGCAGAAGGUGUACCAGCUGGAGACGGGCCUGACACGCCACCCCGAGGAGAAACCUGUGAGGAAGGACAAGCGGGAUGAGUUGGUGGAAGCCGUCGAGUCCGCCUUGGAGGCCCUGAACAGCCCCGUGGAGGGCAGCCCCAAUCAGCGCCCUUUCUCGGCCACAGAUUUCAUAGAAGGGAUCUACCGCACAGAGAAGGAUAAAGGCACUCUGUAUGAGCUUACGUUCAAAGGGGAGCAGAAGCAUGAAUUCAGGCGACUUGUCUUGUUUCGACCCUUUGGCCCUAUCAUGAAAGUAAAACAAGAAAAGCUCAACAUGGGCAACACACUCAUCAACGUUAUCGUGCCACUGGCAAAGCGGGUAGACAAGUUCCGGCAGUUCAUGCACAACUUCAGGGAGAUGUGCAUCCAACAGGAUGGGAGAAUUCAUCUCACCGUUGUUUACUUUGGGAAGGAAGAAAUGAAUGAGGUCAAAGGAAUACUUGAAAACACUUCCAAAGCUGCCAACUUCAGGAACUUCACAUUCAUCCAACUGAAUGGAGAGUUUUCUCGGGGAAAGGGACUUGAUGUCGGAGCCCGCUUCUGGAAAGGAAGCAACGUCCUUCUCUUUUUCUGUGAUGUCGAUAUCUACUUCACCUCUGAAUUCCUCAACACGUGCAGGCUGAACACGCAGCCAGGGAAGAAGGUAUUUUAUCCGGUCCUUUUCAGUCAGUACAAUCCUGGCAUAAUAUACGGCCAUCACGAUGCAGUGCCUCCCCUGGAGCAGCAGCUGGUCAUAAAGAAGGAAACUGGAUUUUGGCGAGACUUUGGCUUUGGGAUGACCUGUCAGUACCGUUCAGACUUCAUCAAUAUAGGUGGCUUUGACUUGGACAUCAGAGGCUGGGGCGGGGAGGACGUGCACCUGUACCGCAAGUAUCUCCACAGCAAUCUGAUUGUGGUGCGUACACCUGUGCGGGGGCUCUUCCACCUGUGGCACGAGAAGCACUGCGUGGACGAGCUGGCCCCCGAGCAGUACAAGAUGUGCAUGCAGUCCAAGGCCAUGAACGAGGCGUCCCACGGGCAGCUGGGGAUGCUGGUCUUCAGGCAUGAGAUAGAGGCCCACCUUCGCAAACAGAAGACGAGUAGCAAAAAAACCUGAACUCCCAGGGAUAGAUCCAGGGAGGUUUUGUACUUUUUUCCCUUUGUGAUCACUGAACAUGUGGCUGUGACAAAGAAAAGACUUUCCUCAAGGGCAAGAAAAAAAAAAAAAAGCUCAACUGAUUAGUAAAAGAGAUGGGAGAGAGCCUCUGAUUUCUCUCUGCCUAUUUGGCUCAACGCAACAGGAAUUAAAAUCUCUCACUUGGCCUGCAGGAGCAGCCCAAAUGCAUCCCGUGCAGAGUCUGACAAAGGCAGGAUGAUUGUGAGGUUACAAGCCUAACUGCGUGGAGGGUUUGUGUUUACAGCAGAGUGAGAGCUAUUAUCUUUUGUGCCCGUUGAAAUAUUCACAAAUUAUAAAAAGUUUGUUUUAUAAGGAGUUCUUUCAAAUGAAAGGCAAGCACAUGUCUCCCCUAUGAGUGAUGACUGCGUGGGUAGGGCUGUCGUGCCUGGAAAUGCUAACAUAUCAGGAGACCUUGUGAGCUUCGGAGAUACACUCAUGGUGAUCCUUGUGAGUAUAUUAAGCAAAACCAAAUGGACUCAAAAAGAGAAAAAAAGAAACUUGUGUCAUUUCCAUCCAAGAUUAACCAAAAAUAAUCUGCUCAUCUUUUUUUUAUUAUAGUUUUAACCAUCCCCGUUUCUUAAUUUUAUUUAAAAAUGCUUUUUUUUUGCUUAUGAGUUAUAUUCUGCUUAUUUAAUUACCAAUUUGCAAGCCUUACUAAGAUAGCACAAGUUAGCAUACAUUUUUAUACAUUUUAAGAAAAUACUUGUAUUGUGAGAAACUUUUGUUCAGAUUGAGCCCCAUAUCCAAGGACAUGCCAAAUGCUAAUCCCGUCAGACCCUGAAUGUCAGGUGGAAGUCGUGGCAUGGGACUACUGAUACAUCGAGACUUAGAGAUACUUUAUCUGAAGAGUAUUUCCCAAGAGGAGCAACUGAACAUUGGAGGGAAAGAAAGAUAUACGUUUUCCUUUAACAGAAAGCCUCAUUCAGACUGGUAAUAUCUUGAUUUAUUCAAAAGUCAGAAAACACAUUUUCUCCUCAGGAGAACUGGGGACCACGUUCUUACCUGUUUAAAUAAACCAAAGUAUACUGUGUGAACCAAACUAUCUUUUUUCAAAGCAGGGUGCUCUUCCUGGCUGCUGGCUUUUAUGAAAAGAAAUGCAGAAAAAUGUAUUUUGUGAAAGAUCACUCCAUCUGCCAGAGUCAAGUGGGAUGGAAGAUUUUGCUACAUGUUCACCCACCCCAAUCUAGGGGAAAGUAAAUAUUUUUUAAAUUAAACAGUUAUACUUAGCCGCCAAGAUGCUUCUGAAAAUGGCAUUUUAUUACAGUUUCCAACUAUUUUUUAAAAAUACAGUUAACAUUGAGUGAUUUCUACAUUCAUGUGAAAAUUAUUUAUUUAUUAGCCAGCACCAGAUGCAUGAGCUAAUUAUCUGUGAUUCCUUGCCUUCUGUUUGCCCACAGUCAACUCAUUGUUUAAAAGCUUCCAGAACAUUCAAGCUGUUGGUGUGUAAAAAAAAAAAAAAAAUGCAUUGUAUUGAUUUGUACUGGUAGUUCAUAAGAUUUAAUUAAAACACAGGACAUGAAUGGAAGGUAACAUUGGACAGCUAAUAAAAUAUGAUUUGUGGAUAUAA
Nyctereutes procyonoides (raccoon dog) is the source of this 4423-nucleotide messenger RNA. RefSeq names its product chondroitin sulfate N-acetylgalactosaminyltransferase 1 (gene CSGALNACT1). NCBI's taxonomy places the organism in Eukaryota, Metazoa, Chordata, Mammalia, Carnivora, Canidae. Gene Ontology annotation, molecular function: glucuronosyl-N-acetylgalactosaminyl-proteoglycan 4-beta-N-acetylgalactosaminyltransferase activity. Bases 1210 to 2796 code for a protein of 528 amino acids. The transcript is spliced from 9 exons. The record is from RefSeq and is a predicted model, not a curated record. Gene Ontology annotation, cellular component: Golgi cisterna membrane.